Messenger RNA from Mycena citricolor, 2055 nucleotides. The record is from the annotation of a GenBank genome assembly. Lineage: Eukaryota; Fungi; Basidiomycota; Agaricomycetes; Agaricales; Mycenaceae.
CUUCGAGGAAACAAUGACAGCACGUGAUGCUCAUCACCUACACUGCCACCAGUUACUUGCUCUUCUGCUCCGUGCACGGUCUAUGACCCAAUGGCCAACUACAACCGGACGCGACAUGCAGAGGACUUGCUAGAACGGAACGCCUCGAGCCCACCUUCGUUCGCGGUCCAUCUGCAUCCGGAGCACUGGACGCUCAACAAUGCGUCCAAGUUCUUGUACAAUAACCAAAUUUCGAGCCUCCUGGAUGACAUCAGAGCGCACCGGAUUCCGGUCGACUUUCUCGAAAUCUUCGACGCUCUCAAGGUGCCAUUCUACGAUGGCUGUCUGAUCGUCGAACUCCUGGAUUACCGGCCGCAACAAAAAGCGAAGGACACGCCGCUUGACAAGCCGGGAAAGACCCGAGUCGUGCUCCAUCCGAACGGAGAGACGCUUUUCGCGGACUUAUGCGCCUUGAAUCGGAAGCACGGUGCGACCUGGAGUGACCAGCAGGCGCUGGAGGUCGAAGCAAAGAUCGUCCAACUGACUGCACCACCGCUCUGCCUCUCGCCGGAUCCGUUGCUCACGCGCAUCGUCAACCACACACUGCGUGUAUCGACGCCAAUGGUGCCAACGUCUCUCAAGCGGAAGGCGGCGGCUCUGGAUCCCGAGGAAGACGAAAUUGAUAAGGCGCGCCGGACGAAGAUCAUGCAGUACAUGGCGCCUCGCCCUGGGCGGGGUAUCAGUCAGAACUAUAAGAUUCUAGACGUCAUCCAAAGGGCUCGUGCUAUGCAAGCUGCGAAACCGCCAACUCCUUCCGUGCCUCCUACCGAACCACCCCAUCCGUCACCUGUGUCGGUCGACAAGUUGAGAAAGCAAAACGGGACCCCGAUGUUUAUGAAUGGGUCGUCCAGCCUGAACCAAACACCGUCUCCGACACAUGUAUUCCCUGUACAAUCUGCCGAGGCAAAACGCGCGCCCACCCCACUGCAGCACCAGUUCUCUGUCACCCCUGCAGCCAGCUCCCCGCCCCAAUCUCAACCUCCACCGUCCCAUCCCGCUCCAGUACCCACCCCGAUACCCCACCCCCAAUCCCAAACUCCGGCCCAAACUCAACCGCAGGUGAAGGUGCAGGCUCAGCCCCAGGCGUUCCCCAACCCGGCGGCAAUCCAACCUCGCCCUCAAUCUGUGACGCCGAAUUUCGCUGGCGCGAACCAGUUUGCCGUUCCACCUGGCACGCGGAUGACCAAUGUAAACGGCCAGACGAAGCUCCCCCCGCCGAGUGGAGUGAUGAAAAAUGCCCAGUCGCAGCAGAUAUUCAUGGCUGCCCAGCAAUUGCAACAGCAGAGAGCGGCUGCGCUGCAGGCCCAGCAACAGCAGCAACAGCAGCAACAACAACAACCGAACGGUCGAUUGACACCGCGCCCGGCCCAGCCGAUGAAUCUGGGCAUGAAUAUGAACAUGAACGCUGCUGCUGCCGCGGCUGCGAUGGCCAACCGCGGCGCCAACGGCGGUCUGCCCACCUUGAACCAACAACAGCGUAUCGUCGCUGCCCGGUCGCCCAUUCCCCCUGGAAACCCGAAUCAGCCGCAGCAGAACGGCAACGGCCAGCAGCUGAACUACACGUACCACCAGCCAGCCAACACCGGGUUGCGGCCCAAUGGUGUGAAUUCGCCUCGCCCGCCGAACGGCGCAGUGCGCCCUGCUGGAUCACCCGCAGUGGCGGCGGCAGCAGCAGCGGGUGGUGGAUCUGCUGGUACAGAGGCUGCGCAGAUGAUGAGCGGAAUGACGCCUCAGCAGCAGGCGCAGCUGUCGAUGUACUACCGCAACCACGGGUACGGGAUGAACGCCACCCAGUUGGCGCAGUGGCAGCACAUGGUCAUGCAGCAGCGGCAGAUGGCCGCGGGGCAUCCGCAGAGCGCAGCUGCGAUGCAGAUGAAUGGGCUCGCCAUGCAGAUGAUAAACGCCAAUGGCGCCGCCCAACAGCAUAUGCAACAGCAGCAGCAGCAGCAACAACAACAGCAGCAGCAGCAGCAGCACCAUCAGAUCCCUGUCAAGGGCCAACCUCCCGGUCGAUGA